AUUUAUUUAAAAAAAAGAGUUCAAAUAACCUAUUUUUUUAUUUUUCCAAAAAAAGACCAUUCUGCCAAACACUGUUCGGCACUGUUCCUGACCGUUUAAAAAAAAAAAGAUUCACCAAAAUGUCGUCGUUUUGGUCAAGAAAAAAGCAAAAAAAUAAAAAAUAAAAAAUUACCAGUGCUCGGACUGAUGGAGUGACUUUGGGCCUCCAAAUAGCCAAAAUUGACCCUUAGUUAUUCUUGUUUAUAACUCAUGCUCAUUUUCAAAAAUGCUAAUCUCAACACUCAAUCUUUAUUGGGAUUUUUUUGACUUUUUCUCCAUGAACUAUACUUCUGAAAAUUCAUGCAGUCCACUAUGAAGAAUGGAGUUCGUCCCCAUUACUGAACAUCUUCUUUGUCUCUACGUUCUUUAUGACGCCAGACUUCACUUACACUACUAAUCACACGCCACACCAUUCUUUACCCAUAUAUAUUAGCGAUUGGUGAGUUGGGUAGGACAAUUUGAUGAUAUGGAUUUUCAAUGGAUGGUGGAGUUCCUGAAAGGCAUGCUGAAGCCAAUUGCCGCCACUGCGGUGGUGCUUUUGGCGGUGCUUUUGUCAUAUUUUCAGAGAUUGGGUUUAGGGUCCGAAAUGGUUUAUUCAAUUCUAAGGGCUUUUCUUCAGCUAUCUGUUAUUGGCUUCGUUCUUCAGUUCAUUUUUAGUCAGCAAAAUAGAGGAUGGAUCGUCGCCGCUUAUCUUUUCACGGUCUCUGUUGCUGGUUAUACAGCUGGUCAACGUGCCAAACAUGUCCCUCGUGGGAAGUAUAUUGCCGGAGCCUCAAUUCUGGUAGGAACUGCAGUGACGAUGUUGGUGCUAGUUGUGCUGCAUGUUUUCCCUUUCACUCCGCGCUACAUAAUACCCGUGGCAGGGAUGAUGGUUGGCAGUGCAAUGAGAGCCACUGGAGUUACAAUGAAGAGACUCCGAGAUGAUAUCAAGAUGCAACUAAACCUGGUUGAGACAGCAUUGGCUCUUGGGGCUACUCCUCGCCAAGCAACACGUGAACAGGUGAAAAGGGCUCUGGUUAUCUCGCUCUCUCCGGCCUUGGACAGUGCCAAAACCGUGGGUCUCAUAUCCCUUCCCGGUGCCAUGACUGGCCUUAUAAUGGGAGGAGCUUCUCCUCUGGAGGCCAUUCAACUGCAGAUUGUGGUCAUGUGCAUGCUCUAUGGAGCAUCAACUAUUAGCAGCAUCAUGUCGGCAUACCUCUGCUGGCCUGCCUUCUUCACCAAAGCUUACCAGCUAGAAACUAAGGUCUUCUCUUCGGAUUGAGGGUGGCAUAGUUUUAAACCCUAUUCCCAUUCCACUCAAUUGUGAUGUAACUUGAAUGGGGAGAGCAAUACAAAUCUUUAGGGCCUAGUGGUUGUUGUUUGGUAUGAAUCACGUCUAGGUGUGAAUCAUUAACGACAUUCACCAUUCAAAUAUUAUUUUUGCACCCCAUGAAUUUUCUAGCUCCAGCUUGAGAUCUACUUUAGAUGCUUAAAGAAAGAUGCAAGUGUGGUAUGUCAAAUAUUUGAAUUUGACAUUUCCAAUAUUUUAAGCAGAAACAAUCCUUCUGAGUUUUGACAGACUACAUAUAGAAUUUGGCUGUUGGAUUGCAAUUUAUGUUCAAAAUAGAGGGUGAAAUUGUUUUUGUUUCAUUCUAAAGAAUUGUAAGGAACUGUUUUGAGAA
Cornus florida is the source of this 1700-nucleotide messenger RNA. RefSeq names its product protein ALUMINUM SENSITIVE 3-like. NCBI's taxonomy places the organism in Eukaryota, Viridiplantae, Streptophyta, Magnoliopsida, Cornales, Cornaceae. The coding region runs from base 506 to 1300 and encodes 264 amino acids. Gene Ontology annotation, biological process: response to aluminum ion. The transcript has 3 exons. The record is from RefSeq and is a predicted model, not a curated record.